This is a messenger RNA of Zootoca vivipara (common lizard), 574 nucleotides long. NCBI's taxonomy places the organism in Eukaryota, Metazoa, Chordata, Lepidosauria, Squamata, Lacertidae. The record is from RefSeq and is a predicted model, not a curated record.
ACCACCGGGAAAAGGUAAGUAAAAACGGGGGUUUCCCGGGGAAAACGGGGUACUUGGCAGCUAUGUAUGGUCGUUUCUCGGAUGGCAUCAUGGCAGCGACAGCCGUGAGAUGGGAAGCGAUGAAGAUGCAUUGAUGCAAUCUUUGUGUUGCUGUUUGGCCCGCAGAGCCGAGGUUUCAGAGGCUGAAUGGGAGAGGAAAAAUGAUUUGCUGGAAGAAGGGCCAGUGGAGAUCCCAGAGCUGGAUGACAGCAAGACCUCAGAAGCCAAGUUCCCUUCUAUUUGCCUCAGGGAGCUGUAUCCGAAGCUCGCAAAGGAAUUUGACUAUCUGCGGCUGGUCGAGCGGAUUGCAGCUUUGUUCAUCCGUUUCCUGGGCGUGAAGGGGACGACAAAAUUGGGACCCACGGGCUUCCGGAUGUUUAUAAGGAACAGCAAGCUAAGCAACAGCGAGUUCAGCAUGGCUUCCGCAGACAUCCUGUACAUUGACAUCACCAAGAAGCAGCACGGUCUCGCGACAGACCGAGAUGCGAUUGCCACAAGCGGUGAGCGGCAACUGGCGGAGAUCAGCGUAACGUAA